This is a messenger RNA of Trypanosoma theileri, 1095 nucleotides long. RefSeq lists its product as uncharacterized. The transcript has a single exon. Lineage: Eukaryota; Euglenozoa; Kinetoplastea; Trypanosomatida; Trypanosomatidae. The record is from RefSeq and is a predicted model, not a curated record. The coding region runs from base 1 to 1095 and encodes 364 amino acids.
AUGAGUGCCUCUAUGAGUGCGUGUGCGGCGAGUACUGCCGACACCACAACAAUAAUAACAAAAACAACAACAACACCGUUAAUAUUUGCAGCACCGCCCCCCACAUCAAACACCGACAGAAGUAAAGAUGGCAGGCGUGAGAAGAGCACCCAAACAACGCAACAAUUGUUAACGAGAAAAACAACAAAAGGAGGAGGAGGAGGAGGAGAAGAGUAUAAGGGAGGGGAAAAGACCUCUCUCUCUCAUUCACUACGGCGUGGGAGAGAGGCCGCUCGUACACACGGCAGUUGGAGAGAGAGACGAACAACAACAACAAGAAGAAGAAGAAGAGCAGUGUGUCCACCUACCCCCACCGCAGGGAAAACAGGCAGUACGAAAAAAAAUCAUAAUGAUAAUAAUGAUGAUAAUGAUAAGAAUUGCAGUUGUAAGUGUAAUCACAAUGGUGUUAGUCAUAUUUAUAAUAUUUAUAAUAAUAAUAAUAAUGACAAUAACACUGGUAAUAAUACUAUUAUUAUUCAUCAUAUAUAUGAUUGCUGCAGAAACAGGAAUAAUAAAAAUGGUCAGUGCAGUUCUGGUAAUCAUGCGAUGGAGUCCCACGUCAUGUCUUCCACGUUGAAGAUCGCAUCACUUCCCACCGCAUCUACUCUACCAUGUAUGGGCAAGAAUCAACAAGAAGAAGGAACACCUACUCAUACCAAUAUCAAUACUCCAACAGCAACAAGUACUUGUACGAAUAUAACCAAUACUCCUUCUACUACUACUAUUAUUGCGAAUAUAACCAACACUCCCAUUCUUCCUCCCAUUCCCUCCAUAACGACGGAGACUAUGCCUACCGCCCCUAAAGAUGAUGAGGAUGAGGCAAAGGAAAGGAGACUUCAAAUGAUGCUUGAGGAUACAAAAGUCUACGGAUGUUGGGAAAAGACGAUACCGCAGCGUAGAUAUUGGCGCCAACGCUCAGAUGCACACGCUGCGGCCUUGGAGUUUAUUCGCCAGCGAUACUGCAUGGAAGAUACCAACUAUACUGAUAAUAAUGAUAAUACCAUUCUUAUGAAUGAUGGUACCUGGUAUCCAGAUCAUGGUAUACGGUAUUAUUAA